GUCUUGGUACAGUCAGGGCUUCAGCGGGGCAGGGCCAGCUGCUGGGCCUGCCAGACGGACACCGGGGCGGGGGGCAGAUGGGGCAUAUAGGUGGCGUCCUGCCUUUGAGAAACACCUAGUGCUCAGAGGGGAAAGGGUGGCGCCCAGAGGGAGUUCCCACCUGUCGCUUUGAGAAGAAAUGGAGACUUAAGAAAAUAGCAAGGAGGGGCCCGUCGGUGUCUUGGACGCAUCUGAGCCCCACCCUCGGUCGGAGGAAAAGCCCCUUGGGUGAGAGACAGACGGUUCAGAGAAACAGAGAAGAAAAGCGCCUCUCCGCGCUCCACCUGCUCCGCCUCGCACUCCUGCUGCGCGCCGGCCCUGCAAGCUCCAGGGACGCGGCCUUUCGCCCCGCUGCGCCCUCACCCCGGCUGGCCUCCGGGUGGCACCUGCUGGCGACCCUACUCCUGAACCCUCUCCAUGGCGGCAACCAGACCUGCAAGCUCCCGGAGCGGAGCCUUCAGCCGGCAACUCCUGCUGACCCUCACGGUUUUAACACUUACCUGUGAUGCUUGCAAAAAAGUGACACUGCAUGUUCCCUCAAAACUAGAUGCUGAAAAGCUUAUUGGUAGAGUUAACUUGAAGGAGUGUGUUAAAUUUCCAAACCUAAUUCACUCAACUGAUCCUGACUUCCAAGUUUUAAAGGAUGGUUCAGUCUAUACAACAAAUGCUGUGCUUUUGUCCUCGGAAAAGAGAAGCUUUACUAUAUUGCUUUCUAACACCAAAAAACAAGAAGAGAAGGAAAUAUUUGUCCUUUUGGAGCAUCAAACAGAGGUACCAAACCAAAUGCAACCUAAAGAAAAAGUUCUGCGACGAGCCAAGAGAAGAUGGGCUCCCAUUCCUUGUUCAAUGCAAGAGAACUCCUUGGGUCCAUUCCCACUUUUCCUUCAACAGAUUCAAUCGGACACAGCUCAGAACUACACUGUGUACUACUCCAUCAGGGGGCCAGGAGUUGACCAAGAGCCUUUGAAUUUAUUUUAUGUGGAGAGAGAUACUGGAAAUCUGUAUUGCACUCGUCCUGUGGAUCGUGAGCAGUACCAAUCUUUUGAGCUCGUUGCGUUUGCAACAACUCCAGAUGGAUAUACACCAGAGCUUCCACUGCCUCUGCCUAUCAAAAUAGAGGAUGAGAAUGAUAACCACCCAAUUUUUACAGAAACAACUUACAUUUUUACAGUUUAUGAAAACUGCCGAAUUGGCUCGACAGUGGGACAGGUCUGUGCAACUGACAAGGAUGAGCCAGACACAAUGCACACACGCCUCAAGUAUUCCAUCAUUGAGCAGCUGCCGAAAUUACCUACCCUCUUCUCUAUGCAUCCAAGCACGGGUGUCAUUACUACGUCAUCAUCUCAGCUAGACAGAGAGGUAAUUGAUACGUACCAGUUGACAAUAAAGGUACAAGACAUGGAUGGUCAGAGAUUUGGUUUACAGUCAACUGCAACAUGUAUCAUUAAUAUUGGAGAUGUGAAUGACAACUUGCCAGUAUUCACCCAUUCUUCUUAUGAAGCAUCAGUGGAGGAAAAUACAGUUGAUGUGGAAAUCUUGCGUGUUACUGUUGAGGAUAAGGAUUUAGUUAAUACUCCUAAUUGGAGAGCUAACUAUACCAUUUUGAAGGGAAAUGAAAACGGAAAUUUUAAAAUUGUAACUGAUCCCAAAACUAAUGAAGGAGUUCUGUGUGUAAUCAAGCCUCUGAAUUAUGAAGAAAGACAACAGCUGACUCUGCAAAUUGGCGUGACUAAUGAAGCUCCAUAUACAAGAGAUGGUAUUUCAGGGUCAUCCACGAGCACAGCAACAGUUACUGUUAAUGUAAGAGAUCAGGAUGAAGGUCCCGAGUGUAGCCCAGCAACACAGACCGUUCGAAUUACAGAAAAUGUAGCGGUCGGAACAAAAAGCAAUGGAUAUCGUGCCUUUGACCCGGAAACAAGAAGUAGCGAUGGCAUAAGGUAUAGGAAAUUAAAUGACCCAAAAGGAUGGGUUACUGUUGAAGAAAAUUCAGGAUCCAUCGUGAUUUUCAGAACUCUGGACAGAGAAGCAGAGAGCAUCAGAGAUGGAAUCUAUAAUAUUACAAUCCUCGCAUCAGAACAGAGUGGGAGAUCAUGUACUGGGACAUUGGGAAUUAUACUUGAAGAUGUAAAUGAUAAUGGCCCAUACAUACCUAGAAGGACAGUGACUAUCUGUAAAACCACCAUGUCCUCUGCGGAGAUUGUUGCUGUUGAUCGUGAUGAACCCAUAAACGGCCCACCCUUUGACUUCAGUUUGGCGAGUUCUGAUUCAGAAGUACAGAGAAUAUGGAGACUGACAAGAAUUAAUGAUACAGCAGUGCGUCUUUACUAUCAAAAUGAUCCUCCGUUUGGGAGAUAUGUGGUACCCAUCAGAGUUACAGAUAGGCUUGGUUUGUCUCAAGUCACUUCAUUGGAUGUGUUGCUGUGUGACUGCAUUACUGAGAAUGACUGCACGCUUCGUGCGAGUCCAAGGACUGGCAAUGGGGAAGUCAGACUUGGAAAGUGGGCCAUCCUUGCAAUAUUGCUGGGCAUAGCAUUGCUAUUUUGUGUUCUAUUUACAUUGGUUUGUGGAGCUUCUGUGGCAUCCAAGCAACCAAAAGUUUUACCUGAUGAAUUAACCCAGCAGAAUCUAAUUGUAUCAAACACAGAGGCCCCUGGAGAUGACAAAAUGUAUUCCACAAAUGGCUUCACAACCCAUGCAGUGGGCACUGCUGCUCAGGGCGCUUGUGGCACCAUGGGAUCAGGAGUCAGAAAUGGAGGGCAGGAGACUAUUGAGAUGGUGAAAGGACAGCAGACCUUGGAAUCCUAUCGGGGAGCCGGGCAUCACCACACGCUGGACUCCUACAGGGGAGGACAUGUGGAGGUGGACAACUGCAGAUACACCUACUCCGAGUGGCACGAUUUCACACAGCCCCGUCUCAGUGAGAAAGUUAGUCGGUGUAAUCAAGCAGAUGCACAUGAGUGUGGCGAAGACUACAUUCGUACCUACAACUAUGAAGGAAAAGGAUCCACGGCUGGUUCUGUAGGUUGCUGCAGUGAGCAGCGCGAUGAAGAUGGGCUUGAAUUUUUGGAUCAUUUGGAACCCAAAUUUAGGACACUAGCGGAAACAUGCAUAAGGAGAUGAACGUGUUCUGAAAAAUCUACAAACUCCAAGUGACAACAUUACUGCUUAUUUCUUUUAGUUACAAAUAAGGACUUUUUGUUUUUAAGUAGAUGAUGUUAUGGUGGGGACUUUUCUCCUUUUAUUCUGCAUAGAAUCUCUUUGGUCAAGUGCAUUUAGAGAAAUACUUUAUAAAUAAGUGUGCAUAUUUUUCAAUUUUUACAUUUUCUGAUUUACCUUAUUUUCAGCAAGGGGUUCUACAAUUAGAAAAAUUAAAGAAGUCUGCAUUAUUGUUUACAUUUGGGCAUCAUGACAGCACCAAUGAAGUGCAAUUGACUCAUGUCUAUACUAUAGACUACUUGAAGUGUAACUCUGCAGAAUAUUGUAGAGAACAUUAUCUCCAGUUAACUAGUUAAUUGUGUUGUGUUUGAAAACUGUCAUUUUCCUAUCUAUUCCAAAGUUUGUGUUGUUCGCAUUGUGUUAUUGUGACAUGAGUCUUCUUCAUAAUGAAAAGGGAGAUUGCUAAUCAGGCUUAGACUGCAUUACAAUUCCGUUUUGCUUUAUUUUGGUUUUAGACUUUAUUCUAUACAAAAUUAUGCAUUAAUUAUCUCAGUUGCCUGCCUAAAAAUACACAUGCAUUUUCUCACUUAUCUUGUCAAUGAAAUUUAAGGCUCAAAAAUGAUUAUAGAAUAUAUUUUUAUUCUUGUAAAAUUUUUGUCUUUGAAAUGUCAACUGGUUUUUCUUCAUCUUAUUUUCUUUUUCUCUUCUAUGUUGUAAAAUUUUUUGCUUGAGCUGGGAAACUUGUAUUUUAAGAACUUUUUUUUCUCUUUUGAAGUGAAUUAUUGUUUUUGAGGGUUUUUUUUAGCAUAUUCUUGUUUUUCUUAAAAUUGGUAUAGAGUUAACUUUAUUGUUUUGAAUAUUUGAUGAUUAUUUCUUUGCCUCCUCAACACAGAACGUUUAAUUUGACCAUGAAGCUGUAAAAAUUGUGCCAUGCUUUGUUAGAUGCAACAUUGUACACUAACAAAAGAACAGCUUAAUUAGACCUGGAAUUCAAUAUUCAUAGCACAUUUGCUGUUCAUAUAUUUCAUGUAAGAAUAUAGCUCAGAAAUGAAAAUAGUGAUCGUUUUUGAAAUAAGUUUUGAAAUAUAGGCAUGUUGAAAACUACAUUGGAAAUCUGUUUUAUAACUUUGUAGAUAAGAUGAAUACUCAUCUCUGUUUCUAAAGUUAUUUUGAAAGAAAUAGUUUACUGCUGUAGUCUCUAAUAAAUAUCAAAGUGGGCCAAGCUAAAUGUUAAAGUAAUAACACAAAAUUAGCAGUCAGCCAAAUUUUAGGCAAGAUAUCAUCAUGUACUUCAGUGAGUGAAUUUAUAUAUUGAACCAAUAAUAUGAAAAUUUUAAAUGCUUCUUGUAGUUAUGAUCGUUUCUAAAGUACCUAACUUAAAUUUAAAAGAUUGAAUUAUGAUAAUUAAUUUUCAAAAUUAACAUUGGGCAAUCAUUUUAUAACCAGCUUAUUGCAUCAAUAGCUUUAUUGC
Molecule: messenger RNA, 4666 nt
Organism: Ochotona princeps (American pika)
Lineage: Eukaryota; Metazoa; Chordata; Mammalia; Lagomorpha; Ochotonidae
Gene: DSC2
Product: desmocollin 2
Exons: 16
Coding region: 457-3159 (900 amino acids)
Biological process (GO): homophilic cell-cell adhesion
Cellular component (GO): plasma membrane; desmosome
Molecular function (GO): calcium ion binding
Source: RefSeq, a predicted model, not a curated record